AAUUCUUUCGUUAUAAAAUCCUGAGAUGGAUGGAAAUACGCCAGUGUAUCUUCGGCAGUUCAAGUAUUAAUUCCUCAUUUUCAAAUUGAACCAACAUGGCUAAGCAUAUACUAAGUGCAAUCAUUUUGUUCUGCCUGCUGAGCUACAUUUCAACUGGGCCCAUUCCGAAAGAAUUUCAAGAAGUUGCUGGAGACAUUCGCAAGGUUUGCAUUGAAGAGACGGGUACCACUGUUGACCUAAUUGAAAGAGCUGGAAAGGGCGAUUUUGCUGAGGACGACAAAUUGAAAUGUUAUCUCAAGUGCUUAUUUGCACAAUUUGGACUGAUCUCGAAAAAGGGACUGAACUUUGAACAACUGGUUAAAGUCGCUCCCCCAGAUAUGAAGGACAUGGCAAAACAACUCGGAGUGACUUGCAAGGAUAUCAAGAUGAACGCAGCAGGAGAUCAAUGCGAUCUCUCUUAUCACAUGUCUAAAUGUUUCUUCAAUACUUUCCCUGACCAAUAUUUCAUCAUGUAACAACGGCAAGAAACAACUAUCCUACAGUUACCAAUGGUGUUACUAUGACGAAUUAAGAACCAAUUAUGAAUUUGCAAUAAUGAAUGUGUAAUUACAUCCAAAUAAAUCAAUUUCUAAGCGCA
This is a messenger RNA of Diachasmimorpha longicaudata, 637 nucleotides long. Its product is annotated as general odorant-binding protein 83a-like. The record is from RefSeq and is a predicted model, not a curated record. NCBI's taxonomy places the organism in Eukaryota, Metazoa, Arthropoda, Insecta, Hymenoptera, Braconidae. Gene Ontology annotation, molecular function: odorant binding. The coding region runs from base 96 to 515 and encodes 139 amino acids. The transcript has 6 exons.